AUGUCCGAGCCGCCUUCAACAGACUCCGUCAUCACGGUGCAUCCUUUGCCUGUCCCAACUGGUUCAAGGGUGGAUUUCGGUGCCCAAUUGUGCAAUGCAGACCUCGAAAACAUUUCUGCCGCAGACUUUGACGUCAUCUGCAAUGCGCUCUACACGCAUCAGCUCAUUGUAUUCAAGGAUCAAGCGAGUCUGUCUCCAAAGGCGCAAUACCAUCUGACACGGCUCUUCGAUCCCGAGUCGGACGUUUAUGGACAUGGCAAAGCCGUUGGUGCCAAGAGCGUGCUUCAUCCCGACCUCAAGACCAUACCGCAUCAGCCCCAAGUACAGGUGAUCGGUAACGGCCACGUAGCCAGCUUCGAAGGACUUGAAAACAUACAGCUCAAGCACCCACAUCACCGGAGCUUCCAUCGCGAUCCAGUUCCCGAGAGAGAAGACCGCACUGCGACCAGGUUCUAUCGAUGGCAUAUCGAUGCUGCGCUCUACGGUCUCGAUCCUCCCAAAGUGACCAGCUUGCUUGCCGUCAGGGUGCCCAAGACCGAGAAUCAACUCCUCUGCUACGACGAUGGCAGCGGAGACGUGCUCUCGGUGCCCCGAGGCUCCACGGUCUUCGCAAGUUCGUAUAAGAUGUACGACCUGCUGAGCGAAGAAGACAAGAAAUUUGUGCGUGGGACGAAAGUGUCAUAUGCGCCGCAUCCCUAUACGUGGAUGGCCAAUGCCAAAUCGCGCCCUGACGGGCUCGGCAUGGUCAGCGAAGGACUAGAACUGGAACGUUCCAGCCUUCCAGAGAUCGAUGACAGCAUGAUCAAGAUCUAUCCCAUGUGCUGGAAGAAUCCGAAGACCGGCAAAUUGGCGCUGCAGGUGCACCCCUCUGCCGUGCAGGAACUUCAUCUUGAGGACGGUAGCGUGAUCGACGACCUUGAAAAGGUGCGCGAGAUCGUUCAUAGGCUGCAAAGGCCAGGAAUUGCACCUGAUCUCGUGUAUGCUGUGGACUGGGACGAGGGCGAUCUGGCGCUCUUCAACAAUCACGGAGUAUUGCACUCUGUCACUGGAUCCUUCCUGCCAGAAGAGGUUCGAAUCUUCCGACAGUGCAAUCUCGCCGCCAGCGAACCUCCUCUCGAGCCGUGA
Messenger RNA from Pseudozyma hubeiensis SY62, 1125 nucleotides. RefSeq lists its product as hypothetical. The coding region runs from base 1 to 1125 and encodes 374 amino acids. The record is from RefSeq and is a predicted model, not a curated record. Gene Ontology annotation, molecular function: oxidoreductase activity. Lineage: Eukaryota; Fungi; Basidiomycota; Ustilaginomycetes; Ustilaginales; Ustilaginaceae. The transcript has a single exon.